This is a messenger RNA of Lutzomyia longipalpis, 372 nucleotides long. Its product is annotated as protein lin-28-like. The record is from RefSeq and is a predicted model, not a curated record. The transcript has a single exon. NCBI's taxonomy places the organism in Eukaryota, Metazoa, Arthropoda, Insecta, Diptera, Psychodidae. The coding region runs from base 1 to 372 and encodes 123 amino acids.
AUGGCACAUCUUGGAUCACUUCUCAAGCAAAUUGAGUACAAUAGAUUGUAUGCUCCUCAACCAAAUCUUCCAAAACGGGGCUCCCAGAAUCAAAAUCAAGUACAAGAAGUGUCAGAACAACAGCAACGCGGUAUUAAUUCUCGUGGAAAUCAGCGUGGUGGACGAAAUAAUCAAAAUACAAAUCGUUCAGGUUCGCGAAAUGAGGGACAAAAUGCGGUAAAGUGCGUAAAUUGUGGCGGUCCACAUAAGAUCAAGGAUUGCAAGGAACCCAGAAAGUGUAACGUAAUGUGCUAUAAAUGCGGCUUAGAAAACACCAUUACGUCGAGGUGUCCGGUCUGUAACACCAAGGGGGGCGACAGGGCGUCUCGGUAG